UCAAAAGCUAGAGAUGACUUAGUCUCUAUCCUUUGAUUUGAGUUAAGAAAAUUUCGGGCAAUUUUAGUAUCUGAAAAAAAGAAUUUCGGUAAUAUGUUGAUUCUUUCAAUAUUUAAAGUUACAGUUGUCCUGAUAUCAAGCAAACUCCAGCUUGUUUCCCAUUUUAUAAGCUUGUGUUUGUUGAACCUCCUUAGUCCUAACUUCCCUUCCCUUGCUUAUAAGCAUCACCAAGUUCAUGCAAGUCGUAAUCUGUGAUAAAACCUCUCAUGGCAUUGAAACAGCUUUCCCUUCUUCUCAUGCUCCUAUCAUUCUUAGGAGUGGAUGCAAGAUUUUUUACUCUGCAAAAUAGAUGCAGGAACACAAUAUGGCCUGGGAUUCUAACAGCACCAGGAAGACCUCAACUCAUUGAUGAUGGGGUUCACCUAAGACCUGGCCAUGCGAUAAACAUCACUGCACCAGAAGGGUGGUCUGGCCGCUUCUGGGGGCGGCACGGAUGCACCUUUGACAGCUCUGGCAGCGGAAACUGCAUCACAGGAGACUGUGGGGGCAAGCUUAAAUGUGCUGGAACUGGAGGCACACCGCCAGCUUCACUGGCGGAGUUUACACUGGACAGCCCGGAGGGUGAUUUUUAUGAUGUUAGCCUUGUUGAUGGUUACAACAUGCCAGUGUCAAUCAUUCCCUCUAGGGGAUAUGGGCGGUGUAAGGCAGUGAAAUGUCGUUCAGAUUUGAAUCAAAACUGCCCCGGCGGAUUGGAGGUGAGAAACAAAGGUUACAUUGUUGGUUGUAAGAGUGCAUGUAUGGCUUUCAACAAGCCAGAAUAUUGUUGUACCAAAGACUUCAAUAGCCCUAAGAAGUGCCAACCAACAAGUUAUUCAAAGGUGUUCAAGGCUUCUUGUCCUCAGGCUUAUAGCUAUGCCUAUGAUGAUGCAACCAGCACUUUCACUUGCCAUGGAGCAGAUUACAUAAUUAGGUUUUGUUAGAGAAGGCAGGGUGAAUCUACAAAUAUUUUAUGCAAGUGUG
Molecule: messenger RNA, 1020 nt
Organism: Lotus japonicus
Lineage: Eukaryota; Viridiplantae; Streptophyta; Magnoliopsida; Fabales; Fabaceae
Product: pathogenesis-related thaumatin-like protein 3.5
Exons: 2
Coding region: 267-980 (237 amino acids)
Biological process (GO): defense response
Cellular component (GO): extracellular region
Source: RefSeq, a predicted model, not a curated record